Chenopodium quinoa (quinoa) is the source of this 543-nucleotide messenger RNA. RefSeq names its product auxin-responsive protein IAA32-like. The record is from RefSeq and is a predicted model, not a curated record. The coding region runs from base 1 to 543 and encodes 180 amino acids. NCBI's taxonomy places the organism in Eukaryota, Viridiplantae, Streptophyta, Magnoliopsida, Caryophyllales, Amaranthaceae. Gene Ontology annotation, molecular function: protein binding. Gene Ontology annotation, cellular component: nucleus. The transcript is spliced from 4 exons. Gene Ontology annotation, biological process: regulation of DNA-templated transcription.
AUGGCUGGUUUUCUUUUGAACGCAUCAACUCUUGAUCUUGGGCUUAGCUUGAAUACUCUUCAUACCCAAGCUUGUCAUCAUGCUGAUCAGAGUAACCAAAGAUUGCAAAUGGAUUCGACAAUAGUCCCAGGGGGUUACAAUAAUGAUCCGAUGCAGUGGUCAUACCCAAGUCACUUGGUACGCCUCAAAAGUCCUAAUUGCUCAGAAUCAAACCCUGAUAAUUCUACUGAAGACCUGGAGGGAGUCCAGAGCAAAGAACGAUGGACUUAUGUUAAGGUCAAUAUGGAUGGGGUUAUCGUAGGCAGGAAAAUCUGCCUCGUCAAUCAUGCUGGCUAUGCUGACCUUGCUCUUCAACUAGAGAACAUGUUUGGCGGGUUAACAGCAUAUGGCUUACGCUUGUUUCAACGUGGAUCGGAGUUUAUGCUCUUCUACAAGGACAGAGAGGAGAAGUGGAGGUCUGCUGGUGAUGUUCCAUGGAAAGAAUUUGUAGAUUGUGCAAAAAGGUUAAGGAUAUUGCAAAAGAACAAAGUGCUACUCUCUUAA